AUAAAUAGCAGCAAAAGAAGAAAACUACUCUUAAUUUAUUUUUCUCACGAGAAGGGAAAAAAAUGGGAACCGAAAUGCCAGAUAUCCCUGAUGAUUUGUUUGCAAAAAUCGUUAAGCUUGUGGCUGAUGAUCGCUGGUGGUUGCUUGGCCCUAUAUUGAAGGCCGGUCGAAGGGGAAGAGAUGUGGUGUACAGAGACGAUGUUUUGAGGGAUGCUAACAUUUACUCCCUCUGUUCUGACCCAAGCGACCUCUACACAUUCCAUAGUCAGAUAACCGGCCGUCUAGAGCAAGGGCGGCACCGCCCUUUUUUUGAGAGAUGUCUCAAGGCGGGUAACAAGACCGCAAUCUACUAUGAAGGGCUAAGGGUGGUGGCUGAAGGUUGUGACAUCAAGGCGGGUAUUGAACUUCUAGCUCAGUUGGUCCCGGAGGAUGGGUUGGCAACUCUAGCAUGUGGUGUGUUCUCCAUUUGUGAUGGAAAUGAGGGUAUGGCGGUACACUAUCUUGAGCUAUUUGGGAAAUCUCAUGCUGCUUUGGGGACAGAGGCUGUCAGACGUUGGGGAGAGGAGUUGGUUUCGGAUUUGCGUCCAUAUCGAAGAAUGAGCAACAAUUCAUACAGGAGGACGUAUCUCUAUCCAAUUUGCAGAGGCAUCCCGUCGCCGGAUUGUGCCAUUGACUGUGGCAUUGCAUAUGGAGGUUAUGAAAACUUGUGCGACGAGUGUUAUCUAUGGUGGAUGUCAAGGAAGGUAUGUCAAAUGCUAUGAAGUCAUGGUCGAUAAUUUUUCAAGUUGUAAGAAUGUUCAAAUUAUGUUAGUUUUUGCGGAUGUAAUUUUCUUGUUUCUGUAUUAUUUGCUUUGUAUAAUUAUAGUGCUUUUCAUUCUAGCUUACUAUAUGCUAGAAAUAUUGUAUUAAGUCUUUUUAGGGUACUGUCAUGUAUAAUACUAAGGAUAUGGUAUCAAAAAAAACCCUGUUGUCUUUU
This is a messenger RNA of Arabidopsis arenosa, 976 nucleotides long. The record is from the annotation of a GenBank genome assembly. NCBI's taxonomy places the organism in Eukaryota, Viridiplantae, Streptophyta, Magnoliopsida, Brassicales, Brassicaceae.